UAACGAAAAAUGUGUGACUGGUUAAUCGAACAUAAAAGCUUCAUCGCGACAAGCAGCAAAACCCACUGUGGCGGAACGGGUUGAUAAAAAGCUAACAACAACUCAAAGCAAGACUUUAUUUCACUUAAUCGUCUGCUAGUGUUCUGCAAAACAACAAUAUGUCGAAAGGUAGCCCGAUUAAAGAUUUUAUUGCUGGGGGAUUUGGUGGCGUUUGUUGUGUUUCAGCAGGCCAACCACUGGACAUGAUUAAAGUAAGAAUACAGACUAUGCCAAGGCCGCCACCAGGCCAGGCACCACUCUAUGCAGGUACCUUUGAUUGUGCAAUGAAAAUUGUGAAGAAAGAGGGAUUUUUUGGUUUAUAUAAAGGAAUGGGAGCUCCAUUAGCUGGUGUUGCACCAAUGUUUGCUAUUUGUUUUUUUGGUUUUGGUGUUGGCAAACGUCUUCAACAGAAUAAACCUGAUGAUGUUUUAACAUAUGCUCAAUUAUUUAAAGCCGGUAUGGUAGCUGGAGUAUUUACUACAGUUAUUAUGGCUCCUGGUGAAAGAAUCAAAUGCUUACUUCAGGUACAAGCAGCUUCAGGUAAGCCAGCUAUAUAUAAUGGUCCUAUAGAUUGUAUUAAACAGUUAUAUAAAGAAGGAGGUAUUAGAAGUUUAUAUCGUGGUACUGCAGCUACAUUAUUACGUGAUGUACCAGCUAGUGGAAUGUAUUUUAUGGUAUAUGAAUGGUUACAACAUAUUUUAACUCCAGCAGGAGGAAGUCGUAAUGAUUUAAGUGUUGGUAGAACUCUAGUAGCUGGAGGUGUUGCUGGUAUAUUUAACUGGGCUGUAGCUAUUCCACCUGAUGUCUUAAAAUCUAGAUUACAAACAGCUCCUGAAGGUACAUAUCCCAAUGGUAUACGAGAUGUAUUUAGACAGCUAAUGAAGGAAGAGGGAAUUCUCUCCCUUUAUAAAGGUUUUACUCCUGUUAUGUUACGAGCUUUUCCUGCCAAUGCAGCCUGUUUUAUGGGUUAUGAAUUAGCAAUGAAAGGUUUAAAUUGGCUGGCACCAAAUCUGUGAUAAUUGAGUGCAAUUAAUAUUUUUAUCAUAACUCAGUAACAAAUAUGCAUUAAAGUGUGGGUGGGGGAAAUUGUAGGAAAAAUGAAUUUUUCUACCUUUGAAGAUAUAUAAAUAUUUGAUUAAUGGUAAUACUUACAUUUCAUACUCAAAAUAAAAUCAAAACAAUUAAUACAUUCUGCAAUUAGAAUAUGUUUUCCUGAAUAUUUACAGGGGGUAUGUUUUUGGAUAUGAUUUCAGAGACUAUAUCUUAUCUUAAUUUAUAUUUAGUUCAACUCUUCCAGUAUUAUUUCAAUGUCUGUCUUAAUUUAUGAUACAAUCCCUAUAAGAUGUAAAUAUUUAUAUUAUAUUCUUGUUGUAUUAAAGUCUUUCUAAUCACUAGGGUAUUGUUAACAGGAGAGCAAGCUAUAAAUGUAUGAUACACUGCCUACCUAACCCCUGUUUGAAGCCGUUUCACAAAGAUGCAUACACAGUGUAAAUGUUAAUGUCUUACAAAUCUUUCAGUGGAAAUGUUGAUUGUUUAAACUGUUAGUGAUUUUGUUAGAUUUAAUUUCAAUGUACGGCAGCUUACAGUGCAUUAUGUGCCUUCAUCCUGUGAUUCCUUGCCUUCUUUGUUGAUUGAUAAAAUGAUGAUACAGAUCUCAUCUAAAUAUUAACGGGUCUAUUGUACUGUAUACUACUUUUAUAAACAUUAAUUAAUUAAAACAACAUUUAUUUUAUAACCUGUAGCUUAGAAUUGUUUUAAUUUUAAAUAUAGCACAAAUAAAUUUAUUUGCCAGGAUAUGUAGUACCAUAGUUCAUUAUCUAUUAUUAAAAUAGUUUCAUCAAUACAGAUCUUGUGUAUACGGGUAACUAUUGAUCACUGUUCAUAAAUAAAGCCAUGGCUUAAUAGUCACUAGAUCGAAGAAUAAUCUAGCAUGUGUUUCUGGUUUUGUUUUGAGUGGAUCACAGAUACCCGGAUACAGUCACAACCAUAGUGUUAAAGGAGGAAAGUCGCUAACUCAUUAAAUAUUUAAGACAAAAUCAAAAUUUUAAAAUUGGCACACAAUCACAUGCCAGAAUGAUUUGGAGUGCCAUUUCUAAUGAAGUGAUUCGAUGAACGAGGCUAAACAUAUCCUACAGGACAAUACUACUAGUUUAGACUGGAAUAACCAGACGCCAAAGACUGCCAUUGAAUUUGGACUCUUUGCGUAUUUCGCUGAACGUAACUGUUUAGAAAUUACGGUAAAAAAGAGAAACAAAUGAAUGUAAAUCAGUUUACAUACAUUCAUAAUACAUUAUUAUAUGUGUUGCGACCCAUUUGUGUCCAUUUCUAGGUGCCAAAGAAUAGAGAUUUAGGUCCUUUAAUUGUUUAAGUAAAAACUAAAGGAUUUGUGCUUUGAGCUGAAACUAUUUCAAUAGUAGAUAAUAAAUUAAUAAAAUAACUUAAAAGUGGCAUUAUGGAAGAUAAGAUGAGGAGCUGACAGUUCUCGCUAUAACAGUUAAAAAAAAAAAUAUAAUGCUGAAAAUUUCAAAUUACUUCACCCUGAGCCAAGGAACCUCAUUUCAGUAACACUACAAUCUUGAUUGUCAUUGUUACCGUUGUGACGAUAAUAAACAAAGUCUUGAUUAUCUAUUUUUAUACGCCCAUUGAAAGUGUGGGCGUAUAUUGUAUUGUCACCCGUUUCGUUGUCCACAAUUUCUUGUGAACACUCUGCAGACUACAUUUAUCAUCUGAUUGUUUUGAAAUUGAUACCUUGUUUACAUUAGUGAGAUAAAUUCCAAUAAUUUCUUCUGGAGUUAUGGCCUUGUUUCACUUAAUUUCACCUUGUGAAUGCUCUAACGUCAAAAAUUAUUAUCCGAUCUGUAUAAUAUAACAUUUAAGGCCUAAAGAAAGAUAUGAUAUAGGCAGAUUUAGCUCUUGCACAAUGCAUGUUUAAAUGGCUGUAUCCCUCAUUCAUAUGCCCUCUUGGUUUCCAACACCUUUGUGUUUUAAUAGCAUAUAUAUACAUGUCUUUAUGUUAAUUUUUCCCUUGCUGGUCAUCAUUUUAUAUCGGAAAGUCUGAAAUGUCUUAUGCAAAUAAAUUUUGAUUCAAGCUGUCUA
This is a messenger RNA of Patella vulgata (common limpet), 3135 nucleotides long. RefSeq names its product mitochondrial carnitine/acylcarnitine carrier protein. The coding region runs from base 159 to 1055 and encodes 298 amino acids. The record is from RefSeq and is a predicted model, not a curated record. Lineage: Eukaryota; Metazoa; Mollusca; Gastropoda; Patellidae. Gene Ontology annotation, cellular component: mitochondrial envelope. The transcript has 8 exons. Gene Ontology annotation, molecular function: O-acyl-L-carnitine transmembrane transporter activity. Gene Ontology annotation, biological process: carnitine transmembrane transport; mitochondrial transport.